This is a messenger RNA of Trichomonas vaginalis G3, 999 nucleotides long. Its product is annotated as protein of unknown function, DUF4106 family. The record is from RefSeq and is a predicted model, not a curated record. Lineage: Eukaryota; Parabasalia; Trichomonadida; Trichomonadidae. The transcript has a single exon. The annotation marks the transcript as partial.
AUGAAUGCUGACUUUAAGAACGCCUUCGAAGCUCUUCAUAGUAAGGUGAAACUAGUGAACGACUUCUCAUCUGGAAAGAAACUGAAGUCUGAAGGUUUCGACAACGAGUUAAGAGAAGUAGCACAAAAUAUGACGAAAAUAACAGAUGCAGCAACGAGACAGGCAGUUCAAAGUGCCUAUGACGCCGUUAGAGCAACUGUUGUGGAAAGUCAAGAAAAAGAGUUACAACAGACCAAAACAGACCUAGUAAAUGCUUUCUUAAGAACGAAAAGUCAGGUAGGACAUUAUGCUGCAGAUGGAACAUAUGUGCCAGCUGGUGGAACUUAUAUACCACCAAACCCUCCAAGAGAAGCACCUGCACCAGGACUACCUAGAACAUUUACAUCGUCACAUGGACACAGACACAGGCAUGCACCAAAACCAACACAACAACCACCUCCACAACCAGCACAACAACCACCUCCACAACCAACAGUUCAAAACCCUGCACAAACAGAACAAGGAAACCAAGAAUUCUUAAAAAUGCUGAAGGAAGAGUGUGGUUUCCCAGAUACUGUUGACUUUAGUGACAGAUAUAAAGAAGCUAUUAGAAAGUUCAAGGAUGGAAAUACUGACCCGAACCUAUUUAGCUUUAUGGCUCAGCACCAAAACGGAUAUAAUCUCAAACCUGGAAAAUACAAGCUCGCUAAGGGAUAUGAUUUAAUAGCAUAUCAUCCAAAUGACAUGGAUGAAUUUACUCCGAGAUAUUUGAUGUCAGAGCUAAAUGACAAUUCAACUUUCGUCAUGAAACGCGUAAAAAAUAGAGACGGAACGAAAGAACAAAAGCUUAUGAAUGCGGAUGACGUAGAUAGGGAAAUUGUUAAAAACGGUCUCGGAAUAUAUGAAAUGCCAGCAGAUGAGGUACAAGAAACUCCACAGGAAGAAAUAGUUCAGAUACAACCAGACAUGGAAGAAAUAGUUCAGCAACAACAGCUAGAAGAGCCUGAAGGAAACGAACAA